GAGCACAAAGAUUCGAUUUGUGCUGAUGACCUGAAGCAAGCGAAGAGUUUCAAGCGCUUGUUUCUGUCAGAUAGAGGCAGCUGGAGGGCAGUUUGCUGACAGGGUUGACUGACUGGCUGGGGGCCCAACAACCUGAUUGCUCAGAACAUUUUACAUCAGCAGUCGUGCUGCCAUGGAAACAAAGCCCACAACCUGGCAGGAGCAAGGUCUUUUCACUUCUCUAGUUGAGAUGCAGGGUGAAGAGGGCACAAGCGUGGGCCACAAUGUUUCUCUACAAGAGAGAAAAGCCCCCAAGGCAAUGCCUGAGGAGGACUUAGAAGCCCCGGAGCUUGGAGUCAAACUUGAAGCUCCGCUGGAAUGUCAGAGAAUCAAGAUAAUAGAAAUGGUUGAUGUAAUCAAAAUUGAAAAUCAGAAAUCCACAGAUAUUACUCAGUGGCCUAUGAGAGAGACACAAGAAGCCAUGACAGAAUUGGAAGGAAGGCCUAAAAAGUUCUCAGAGGCACAGGAGGAACCUAAAGAAGAAGAUAAUUUCUGUGAGAAGGAUUUCCCGCCUCCACUGCCGCUCAGUGCCUUAUCAGCAGCAGAGUGUGGUGAGAAAGAAGGGGUUUCCAGCCUGGAGGGUGAGGUGGGGGAGUGGAUCAGUGAAGCUGAACCAACAGAAGUCACUCAAGAAUGCGCAAAAACACCCAAACUUCUUGAGCCAGCUCAUCAGGAUGCAGACAUAACAUCACAGUUGAAUUCAACAGCACUAAUGAAUGCAGGUGACAUUAGAAGCAAUAAAACUGAAACUUCUGGAUCUCAGUCUGCCCGGCGCUGUCUUUCUGACAUGAACAGCUCAGAUGACAGAAACACUCUGAACUCUCCUCCUUUUGCUGAUGAAAGUGAAGAAGAAGAGGGAACAGGUGGAGAUGUAACAACUCAGCACCAAUCUGCUCCACGUGAGAUGAGCUGCGUGGGUUUCCAACCUUCAUGUUUAAAUCAUGAAGAAACAGACUCAGUCCUGCCUGCAAAUGAUUCAGUCAGACAGGAGGAGGCAGUGUUGCCACAAAGUCAGUCUGAGCUCUGUCCCAGGAGAUUAAACCAGGAAGCUGCACAAGAGGUGUUUGGCCAGGGAUCUCCACCUGGUUCGGCUGUUGCCAUGGAGCUGGCCAAUCAGGGAGGGGAAGCCUCUCAAGGCCAUAGUUGCGUUGCAGCUGCAAGAGAAAGGAGCAGCAGGGUGUGGGAGAGGACAGAGGGUGAAAAUGAGCUAACAGGUGGAGUGAAAGGGCAGAAUAAGAGUAGAGUUGAAAAGAGCAAGACGGCUGUGAGGUCACAGAGCAGAGGGCUGUUCAGGUAUCUCCAGGCAGUCCAAACACAAGAGUCUAAGGAGGAAAACAGCUGUGGUAUAUCUUCUAAAGCCAACAGAGACACCAGGAUGAGGACUGACACGUAUGAGGAUAGCCAGAGUGACAGCGGAGUGUCAGCAGACUCCCACUCAGACAUAACACGGAACAGCAGCACCAGCAUGUCUGCAGACUCUCCGGGCCCUGUCUCCUCAGAGACCCCCAUCGAGAGGGAGAUCAGACGGGCAAUAGAGCGCGAGCAAAGCCUGAGAAGAUCCAGAGGACUUCCAAACCAACGCACCUCUCCAGAAUACGUAGAAGUUCCUUCCAGAAAAAGUCUUAGCGUGUCCUCCACUCCCAAGUGGUCCCAGAACAAGGACAGGGAAUUUGCAGGCAAAAAGAUGCAGCACGAGAUUCACGAAGAGACUCGGAGGGAGCAAGACCUGGUCAAGAUUGGGAAAAUUCCUGGCUUCUAUGACAAAGGCACAGUUCGCCAAAUAAAAGAGAGGAAGCAACUCUUUGAGACCCUGCAGAUAUGUCCAGAAUCGCCAUUGACAGUCUCACCUAAAAGUAAGACCCCAUCCUGGUCAUCUGGUAGCAGUGACGAUUUGAACUUAAUUUUGGAGAGUCAAGAUGAAUCUGGGACAUCCACCCCAGAACAUACCACCUACAUGGAGAGAAAACCCAUUACGGUCAAUACCUCACAGAACCAAACAUCUGCCAAAGGUUUAGAUUGCUCUGGUCUCAGAGGACCAAAGCUCUCAGAGGGGACUGGCUGUCAAAUCAUCAUCAUAGAAAAUAGCCGAAGCAUUCCAGCACAGAAACACUCCAAAGCCAAAGCAGAGGCAAAGGCCAGUCCAGCUCUUGAAACUGGAAAGGAUUUCAACUCAACAGAAAAGACAAGAAGCUAUGACGGGUUGAUGAAGGCAAAGAAGGAACAGGAGGAGAAAGAGAUCUCAGCGUCCAAGGAGAACCCUUUUUUCAAGCUCCGUUCCUCAGCUAAUUUAGAUAAAGUGAGGCAGGAUAUCCAAGAGACCAAAGACAGGGAGAAGGAGCUUCACACCUUGCGGCUCAGCCUGUAUGGGGGAAUCAAUGGUACCGAAUCCUCCUCAAAAAAAGAAAUCCCAGCUCCCAGUCCACUUCCCAAUGGUAGCAGUGGAUUAUAUGAAGGAAGACAGACAGCAGACCAGGUGUCUGUGCGACCGCCUGUCCAGAGUGAAGAGGAAAAGAUUUUCAACCCAGAGAUUCGCAAGAGUCCCAGAACUCCAAGACAAAAGAAUCCUCUAGUGCAGCUGUGGGAGUCAGGCCUGAUCAACAACUACAACCUGGAAGACGACUGAGGAUCAGGGAGGGUUUACAGAGACCUACAUUUUCUUUAAUUAUGGGGUGAAAUCAAAACAGAAAUGAUCAGUGUGAAGACGGAGAAAACAUGAAACAGGAGGCAGCAGCAUCAAUGAUGAAAAAGAAGUAACAUAAAGCAAAUCAGAAAGACGUUGAGGAUUAAGGCAAGAAAACGGGGCCAGGCAGACUGGGAGCAAGACAAAUGGCAGUAGAAGGAAAACGCUGCCUUUUUCUUCAGAUGAGAGGAGAGAAGAAAGACUGUGAGACAGGCCACUGUGUUGCCUGCUGGCCUGCUUAUGAUGCUGCAAAGACAAAAGACAAAAGAAUAUCAUCAAGGAAAAAUGAAGAUGACAAAUAAUGCAAUAGAGACCAAACAAAUUCUAAGAAAGCAAAUGUUAAAUCAUGCUGAAGUUCUUUUUAUUUUGAUUUUCUUAAGUAAUAAUAAAGUAUAACAUUUUGGUUUGAAAAGUUAGAAUUGUUAAUUUUCUGAAUAAUGUACAGGGAAACUGUAUUUAUAACAAAUUCCAUGGAAAUACUUAAAAAAUGAAACAAAUGCUUUUUUCAUGCUUCUUCUUUUCUCUGUUAAAAGAAACUAUUUGUUUUUAUCAUCUAACAAAACAAAUCGGGAAUAUGUCUUCCAGUAUAAUGGGUGCAUGCUUGUUUGGUGUCGCUCUUUGAGCGGAUCAAAAAAAAGAGGAAAAGAGGACAUCAAUAUGGAGAUAACCAACUCCUUCCGUUCCUAUUCCCUAAACAACAAUUACCGCCUUUUCAUCAGAGCUGCAAGUGUCUUUACAAAACAGUCGACACCAUAGAAAACACAAACAAUGCUUCAGCUUUAUUAUUAUUCACCUCUGAUUGAACAAAAAGCUCCUCAUACGUGUAUUGAGCAGGAUAAGGUCUACUUUUUGUUUCCUUUGAUUUAGCAGCUUACUUCUUCUGUUUCUCACAAUUUCAUUGUGUAUUUAGGUUUAAGCACAUAGUAUAUGAGAGGACAUUAAAAUUGUUUGAUAGAGGAUCAGGUUAGGUCUGGGUCAUCGUUGCAUAGAAGAUGAAUCCAUAUUUAUAAUUUUCAGCCUCUAUGGAGUAUUAACCAAUGCCUUUGUGUUGAGGGUGUAUAUACAUAUUUGAACAUCUUUGGUGCAUGUGGUGGGAAGAGGAUCAACAGCCACAAUUAUUUAUGAGACAUCACAUCUGACAUGUAAACACUGGUUGGAUAAUACAGCCAGUGAUUAUCCAACUGGUUUCAAACCAAACCAAAUAAAUUUUGGGUUGAAACAAACCAAACCUUAUUGCUGUUUCCAGAUGAAAGUAAUUUUUUUACAUGCUGUAAUAGUGAAGUUGAAAUGGCACCAGACUUGUUAUGAAACGGAUCACAUUUUGCUUGUAAAAUGAGCACAGCUGUAGCAUAUAUGUGUUAUGUUUUGGAAUGAAGCUAAAGCUGAAGUGAAACUGUAUCAGUCCAGCUCUCUUCGGAUAUAUCUUCUAUCAACAGAGUUACCACGGAGGUCAGGAAAUCUUUGUCCACAACAGAAAUGAGAAACACCCUCUGCAGAGCUGUGUGCUUUAUGCUGGGUUUCACUGUGGUCAAAGAUGUGUCACCGUCGGUACAGUUUUGGUGGAAACCCCCGCUGGGCCUUUCUUUGUUUACGUUUGCAUGAAGACGAGACGAGGGCAUGCUUUUGUGACCUCCCAGUGUCCUGUGAAUAAUUCAUGCCCUCAUUCGGACUGGACACAGCCCAGUGAUAUUUCCUGUAAAGUUUUAUGGUGGCACCAAAGCAUCUACAGAAACAAACCUCUUUCUGAGGCUCUUGCACAGCUAUGAUGAAUACAUUCAAAAAGAAACAGCAGCGAAAGCCUUGGAGAGAAACUCAUCAAUGUUCAAAGCUCAACAUGUUUAUUGUUAGGUUACACCAAAACAAUGCCAGUUCACCAUCAAAGAUAAUUUUCUUCUGAAUUUGCAACCUAGCCAUCUUAUCGCUGCAUUUGGUAUCUAAUCUGGCAGCUUUCCAGCCCCAAAAUAAAUGCACGCACCUAUCUUCUGCUCAGCUCAUUUCCAUGAUAUUUAAUUAUCACCACUAUCACUGAAUUCCAAAUGCCUGCUGGUAUAAAGUCAUUGGAGCAACAUUGUGUGAGAGUCAAUCCUGAGCCUCUGAUGCAACAAUAUAUCUUUGCCAAGAGGGAGUGAAAAUUUUAUGAAGACUGCACCACAAUUUGUAGUUUAUUGUUCACAUGCCAGUAAUUUUAUGAAGGACAGGAAGAACUUAUAUAUUAAUAUCCAAGGUUAAUUCUUUAUUCAUGGGACAAGCUAUGUGUUUCCAACAAGACAAUUUCUGGUAGCACAAACACUGGGGUGGAAAUUUAAAUUGUCUUAUACCGGCUUGGUUCCAAACCCCUCCUCUGGAAAAAAAAUCGCUUUUAAAUUUGUUUAUUGGAAAGUUAGAUUUAUCUAUUCUUAAUUCUACAUGUCCUGCUAUCAGCAAUUUGUGAUCCCAUUUUGCCCUCUCCUACUUCAUUUGUGUACUCAAUUUUAUAGCAAACCAUUCAUUACCGAUAUCCUUAAGAAAAUGUAUAUUAGUUUGAUUUAUUUGUAUUUUCUAAGUCCAGUUUAUUAAAAAUCUUAUUUGAAACACCUUUAAUGAAAGUGUUGUUAAAUAAAAUGAAAAUGAUUAAAAAAAAAUUUAAAAACUGGGACAUAAAGCAGAUGUACAACUGAACUAAAUGAGUAUACCAACUCUCUGCCCUGAAGGAUACUGGUGCACUUCGGGUUUUCAGACAGACUUUAAACUAUAUGUAUUUAAACCAGGACAUGAAGAUACCUUAAUUAACUUCCUUAACCUUACUACCUUUUAAUUGGCCAGUAAAAAAACAGUGAAAUUUUAAUGUUUUCCAAAAGCAACAUGCAUAAUGGUUUAAUUUAAUGCCUCCUGCUAUUUUGAAGCGUUGAUUUUCUGAAAGACUUAAUGUUUCAAAUAGACAUUGUGGGGAUUGAACCAAUAAUCUUGGCGUUUUAAGCACCACACUCUGACCAGCUGAGCUAACAGGCGAUACAUAAUGUUGAGUUUUCAUUGAUAUAAGUAAAACUUACAUGAUCUUACCACAAUGAAGAUUUGAGAAAAGAGCUCAUAUUCUAAUGUUUUUCAAAAUCAAUAUGCAUAAUGGUUGUAUUUAAAGCCUUCUGCUAUUUUUAACUUACAGGACACUUUGUUCAAAGUUUGGGAGCCGUCACUGAAAUGGUCUGACAUCCUCUGAGUUUCAGACUAGGUUUGAUGAAUUGCCUGAACAGAUAAUAAUAAAAAUGUUAAAAUAUUCAAUGUAAUUUAGUUUAAAUUUAAAUGUAUAUUAUUUUUUUAAGAUUUUUAUAUUAUGCUUUUUGCUACUAGCUGUAAGUCUGUGUCAUUUAAGAUAUCCGUAUGACAUCUGAUGUGAUCAAACCAAAAAAAAACUCAUGUGGCCUCCUAGUGACAAAUAUUCGCAUGACCACAUUUACCUUCAGCAAACAAGAAGAGAUUUUUAAAAAUUACUUUAAAACCAUCAGUUUGCCCAAGCUGUUACAAAUUGUUCGACAAUUUCUGGGUGCAAAACAACCCGAACUUCAACCGACCAAUUAGAGAAAGAGGUGACAUCAUGUGAUCAAAAUAUUAAAUAGAUGAUAGGUUGAUGUAUACUUUAUUGUCCCCAUAGGAAAAAAAAUUAUUGGAUAUUGUGCUCUAAACAAAGCUGACACCACAAUUAAAUACACUACAAACAAUACAAACUCAUGUUGAACACUAGUAUCACAAUAAAAUCAAAGCACAACAAAAUGCAAAAAAAUAAGGGUGAUGAGAUAUUAUCCAUUAUUAUGAGUGCCAAUGAGUCAGUUUCACAGUAAAUGAAGCCACAGUGAUAAUACCCGGCAUUUCAUGCACAGAUGGCUUCAGUUUUCAGUCACUUUGUAUUGUGUGUGUGUGUGUGUGCUGUCACAAGACAAUGAAAGAGAUUCUUCUUUUGAUUUCCCUUCAAGUGGAAGUUGUUCUCUAUGUCUAGCAAUGCUUAGUGUGUGGGUGUGGCUUUUUGCUUUGAAUUUUGUGAAAGGUUGGAUUAAAUAGCUGAGCUGAGUCACUAAAAAUGAACUUUAACACACCUGAUUUCUGUCAUUGUGUGGAGUGGGGGAGUGGACCAAUUCAAUUCACUGCUAAAACAUAUAAGACAGAAUAGUGCCUGUUAAUGAGUCAUAGUGCAGGAUCUAACAGUGUGGCAGAAUAUUAUGUUCUAAAAUGUUUUAGAAAUCGGGUUUAAAAUGUUUUUUAAGAUUUAAUAUUUUAGUCACUUUAAAGAGUCUUAUAGCGACAUUAACAAAAGGCUAACAAGCCUGUUCUGCCUUACCUGCCAACUCUAAAAAUGUUCUUUCCCCAAUCAUAAUAUCAAAGUGGAACUGACUUUUUUUGUGGUUUUCAGUUUUUUGUGACAUGCAUUUAUAUUAAAUGUUUCAUAAGUAAAAGUUCUUAGACAGGGUCAAGUAUUCACAAAUUUGAGCCAUUUGCAGGUGGCUCUGGUCCACAUCUCCUCUGACUACUGGGGAUCCACUAUAUUUUAGUUUGACAGCCCCUUUCCAGGUCAUGGAUGUAAACCUGAGGGUCUGAAACCUUCACAAUUCAAAGAAACUUUUUUGUCUGUAUUGUUACUAAAUAAAAUUAGUUUAGAGCCACAAAAUCUAAGUAAACCUUAAAAAGAACAAAGUGUAAAAUAGAUUUUUUAGAGUAAAAAAUCUAAAGCACAAUUGUACUUUGUAAAAAAUGUAUGUUCAUAGUGUAUCAUUAUUAUUACUAUUAUUAUGGAAAGCACAUCAUAACCAUUCCAUUAUUAAAACCAUUAAUAAUGGUUUUCCGUUAUUAUUACAUUAAAUGCUACAAAUUAACCACAAUCUACCAAGAUUAAACGCAGCCAUCUCAGUAAUUUAUGAUCACAAUCUUAUUGAUAGUGACGGGUUGCAUAACGUUAGUGCAAGGAUUUGAUUAGAAUAAUUUAAACAGGCAUUAGUCCUGUCAUAUUAAAGUACACAGCAUAUGGUGGAAGCACAACAGAAGAAAAAGCCCAACGCAGUUUUGAAAAACUUAAACUCGGUGUUGAACACCUGUAAUAUGAAGCAUAAGUUUCAGUAAAUGUCAGAGGAGUGAUUCUUUGGAGCAUCACACCCAUCCUCGUGACACACCCCACUGCAAUUACACUCUGCUAACACAGUUAAAGUUUAAAUCACUCAGACUGAAAGGGCCACAAACACUAAGCAACUUCACUAUGGAACAAACCUAGUCUAUGAAAUGUUUACACACACAUUUAUCUGAAUGAAUGCAAUUAUAUGACUAACACCUAACAAAGACUAAAGGACAGGAGGGCAUAACUUUCUACUUAAGCAGGUUUGCCAUAACAAAGAGAUUAACCAGACAAUUCAUGUCAACUUGCUUUUUUUGUUGACUUUCUGUGUGGAUCUCACGGAAACGCACCACCCAGCAGUAAUGAAGGAGGGAGGUGCUGAUAGAACCAAAACAAACUUUCUGUUUUAUUGUUAUCCAGAACAAUCACACUGGAAACAGUACAGACUCGAAUGAGUCAUCUCUCUUUUACUUGUAUUUUGUUUCUAGGGAGCCCAACAUUAUUGUAUUAUUUUCAAUACAAUACCUCUUUUGGCUCAUUCAAAUAAUUUCAAAUGCCUUCUUGCUUUUAAAUCAUUUUCAGUUCAUUACCAAGUUGUUUUAAAUGACAUAAUUUUCGUUUAAGUCAAUUUUCAUUCAGACUUUAAAGAGGUAUACAUUAACAAAAUAAUUUUCAAACAGCGAUUAGCUGAGCACUUAGCUGGAUAAUAAGUUAAACAUUGUGUUUUAGCAUAACAGGGUAAAACCCAACCUGAAAGAUUCCUCACAGCUAUGUGAUGCCUAAUAGCUAUGUGAAAGCUAUGUUUUCACAUAGCUAUUAUGUGCAACAAAUAGUUUUUGGUAUCCUUCCAUUUUCUGUGUACAAUAGAUAAUCAUGUCAGAUACGAAGCUGGGAGAGAAAAUAGGUAUAAAAUCAAUCAAAAGAAAAACCCUGAACACCUUCAGAAAACCGAGAGAACUAUUGAUUCUAUUUGUUUUUUCAGCUAUGGCUUAAAAGCUCUGCACAGUACAGUAACUCAGUUAUUAUACAGUAGGUAUGUAUUUAAAGAUGGCUGCAUGCAAGUCUACUUUUAGCUCCGGGUGAUGUGAUGAAUUACUUGGGAGCAUAUUAAAGCCACACUAAAAUACCCCAAGUGAAACAUAUUUCGUAAAGCCAGGUGAAACAUAUUACACUGAAAACAAAUGAUACAGCCCAUACAAUUCUAAACUGCUCUUUCUUGUGCUAUUAUUUUUAAUAACAAAGUUGUGCACGCCUUGGGUUCAGAAAAUGAAGUAAUUAUAAUAAUACAAUAUGUGUUCAAGUGGUUUGCUACAUUAAACAUUGUAUUUGGAAAUCCUA
Molecule: messenger RNA, 9128 nt
Organism: Xiphophorus maculatus (southern platyfish)
Lineage: Eukaryota; Metazoa; Chordata; Actinopteri; Cyprinodontiformes; Poeciliidae
Gene: misp3
Exons: 4
Coding region: 173-2662 (829 amino acids)
Source: RefSeq, a predicted model, not a curated record